Suillus plorans is the source of this 972-nucleotide messenger RNA. RefSeq lists its product as uncharacterized. The coding region runs from base 1 to 972 and encodes 323 amino acids. The record is from RefSeq and is a predicted model, not a curated record. NCBI's taxonomy places the organism in Eukaryota, Fungi, Basidiomycota, Agaricomycetes, Boletales, Suillaceae. The transcript has 4 exons.
AUGAGUGUGAUAGGCAAGGGGAAAGACUUCGAUGUCCUCAAGGCACCUAUCAUCUAUCCUGAUCUGAAGGUCAGUGCAAAGAAGGUAUUUGGUAAUUGGUUCAUGAUUGCGAAGUUUAUCAAGGUUGCAGUGGGCGGCAAGAUGUCAAUCUAUUCAAAGUCAGGAUGUGGCGGAGGUCCGAGCCCCUACUAUAAGAUGUGGCACCUGAAGGCUUGCACACCUGGCUUAAUUGCAUGUAGCGUAACUUCGAUGAUCUUUUUGCUGUCUCCCGAUCAGCAAUUCCCAGGUUCAGGUGUCGGUGCCACCUCAUCAAUCUCUUACUCCGCUGUCUUUCGAACUGUCAAGCGGUUUUUUGUUGCCCAAUGGGUGCAUCCGCGUGUUCAAGCCAUUGUGAAAAACAUGAAUGACUAUGUUUUUGAAAACAUCGACAAGACUGCUUGUGAUGCAGACAAUGCUCAGGCUACGGGUAUGGAGGAUUGUACUGAUUCGCUACAGCGGGUGAUGGCCAGCUUGGAUGAUGACGACUCAGAUCCAGAUGACAACAAUGCAGCACAGGCAGCACCACCAGCCAGCAUUGGCCCAUCUGGCAUCUAUGAUAGUGCACUGGCGCUGCCCACUGCACCAGCCCUGCCCACUUCACCUCCUGCACCCAGCAUUACCGUUACACCCAGUGUCACCACGUCUGCCACUCAUAUCCCCACAUCCCAGUCCAUACCUGCUGCCAUUUGGAGCAACAAUGGUAGUCAUCCUGGACCGAUAUUGCCUGCACCUCAGACUGCACCUGCUACUGCACCUGCUCCCCGAUCCCGCCCUGCUGCUAUUCAAGUAGCAGUAGCAUCUGUGGAAGGUGUGUCUGGUGAGGGUGAAGGUACGAAGGUCACAGUGCAGAAAAAGGGGAGGAGAAAAGGCAAGGCAGUUGUGGCUAGCACAGAUGUGGCCCCUUGCCGCUCUUCCCGCAAUGGUUUUGCGUAA